Molecule: messenger RNA, 1501 nt
Organism: Parus major (Great Tit)
Lineage: Eukaryota; Metazoa; Chordata; Aves; Passeriformes; Paridae
Gene: IAPP
Product: islet amyloid polypeptide
Exons: 8
Coding region: 631-1035 (134 amino acids)
Cellular component (GO): extracellular region
Molecular function (GO): hormone activity
Source: RefSeq, a predicted model, not a curated record
AUUCUUAGAAGGAAAAUUAAGCCCAUCUCUUUCUCUUCCCUGCAAAAAAAAAGGACCAAGGGCUACAUCUGUAUCAGAUCUCUGAGCAUGAAGCACUCCUGUCCACUGAAGACAUCCAGAGAGCACCCACAAGCAAGGUGGGACUUUAGGAAUGCAUUGGUCCUCAAACCACACCUGAUGUCUGCCUGUACUGAAAUUUAGUUUAUACAUCUUAACCAGAAAUAGAGAGGAUGUUUCCACCUUUGAUCCUCUAACAAAAAUCUGAGAUCCACUCAUCUUGGCCAAAGAGCAAAAAUCCUGUGAGCCAGCAUCUCCCAGCCUAAGGCAGUGUUUGUACCAAAAGAAGGUAAUGAAGAGGAGCCACAAGGUCCCAUUGCAGUGACUAGUGAAGAGACUCAGAGGGAUUGGAAUUAACGACAGGCUCUCUGUGCUGCCUGAUGUCAGAGCUGAGAAAGGUGUCAAGGAUAUAUAAGAGCCGUAUUACUUGCCAGGAAGGAAGAGGGAAAAGGAUACUCCAGAACUAGAUGCAAGCUUGGAAUUGUUGGAUGCACACUUCUGGCUAACCAAGAGGGCUCACUGGCUUCUCCAGUUAGAUCUGUGACCACAAAAAAAGAAAGUUUGGAAGGAAAGAUGUGCAACCUAAAGCUGUCAGUUUUCUUCAUUGCACUUUCUGUCACUCUGAGCUGUUUGGAAGCUACACCUAUUGAGAGAUUACUGUCUGUGGCUGAUGAUCUAUCUGAUGGUACUUCCAAGAGACAAGGAUGGAUGUUGCCUGUUAUGUCACAGAAUCCACUCUCAGGACUUAGUGAGGAAAUGCCAGAACAACCAGCAGCAAAGACAAAAAGUCACCAGCUGGAGAAGAGGAAAUGCAACACGGCCACGUGCGUGACACAGCGCUUGGCCGAUUUCCUGGUGCGCUCCAGCAACACCAUCGGGGCCGUUUAUUCACCCACAAACGUGGGCUCCAACACAUAUGGAAAGAGGGACACAGCAGGGCUAUUGAGCAGAGAACCCCAGAACCACGCACAGCUUUAGGGUGUUGAGAUGGCUGCUGACACAAGAAGCUCGGUUUUUAAUGUAUCAACAACCUCUUGGUCAUUUAUUACUUGUACAGUCUUACCAGUGCCUUGUUUUCUGUGUGUGUCUGUGGGUGUGUGAUUUAUGUUUAUCAUUCCACUAUGCAUGUGCAAUGACAUGCAUAGGCUAUUCUUUCAACUCCAGAAAUCUGCUUGUUAAAUUCCUUUGUAAAAAUCUAUCGUGAUAAUAAAUGGAAAAGUAACUGCAACAAGGUUUUUUUAAUCAUUAUUACCAUUAUUAUUAUUAUUAUCAUUAUUAUUAUUAUUAAAAGGAUGAAAAAGAUAACCCAUGAUGUGUAUGUCUUUAUAGUCACAGUUUGGUAAGAGAAAGAAAUCACCUUAAUUAAAGAACGAUAAAUAUCAGAAUGCCAGCAAAAGUUAUGUCCUAAUGAAAGUAAAGCAGAAGAGUCUUCUGGUUUGAAACA